GCAGGACUCGGAGCCUGUCCUUCUUCCGCCUGCUGCCUUGGGUGAGACUGGGGGAGACGCUGAGGUGCAUGGAGCUCCCAUAGGCGCCGCGGCUGCUAAUUGAUGACAUGGAGGAUUACAAAGUGACUUUGGAUGGGCCGGCCCCUUGGGGCUUCCGACUGCAGGGAGGCAAGGACUUUAACAUGCCACUUUCCAUCUCCAGGCUGACCCCAGGGGGUAAAGCUGAGUUGGCUGGAGUGAACGUUGGCGACUGGUUGCUACAGAUCGAUGGUGAAAGCACCUCAAAUUUGACUCACAUUGAAGCCCAGAACAAGAUCCGAGCCAGCAGCAACAAACUAAGCCUAGCCCUGAGCAGAUGUGAGCCAUUCAAAACCAAAAGCAUAGCUGCACAGGUGGACAGACAACCAUUGCCUGCCUACCUUCCUAAUGACUCCAGUAAAAAGAGGCUGAUGGAGGACACUGAGGACUGGAAACCUCGCACAGGGAUCACUCAGUCCCGCUCCUUCCGCAUCCUGGCACAGCUCACUGGCACAGAUUUCAUGCAAGACCCAGAUGAUGAGCACAUGAAAAGGGUGAGAGAAAAGUUCAUUACAGAACUCCAGAGCCCCCGUUACACCCGUUUGCGUGACUGGCACCAUGAAAGGUCGGCCUGCUCCCUUAAUUUUAUGUCAAAUACAUAUAAACUCCCAAGAAAAUCUUAUAGCUCUUGGUACCCCAUAUCCUGUUCAAGUUCUGCUAAAUUAAUGAAGUUCUUGGUGGCUAUGUCUCCUGUAGUAAGGUUAUGGCAAGAGAGAAAGACUGUGUCUGGUAUCUUCUCUAGCCAAGAUUCCAUUGAUAGCCCAGCUCCUCCACCGCCUUCCUCUGGACCUGCAGUUCGCCCUCCUUGGACCACAGAUCCUUCUUUUGCUGAGCGUUAUGCACCUGAUAAAACUACUACUGUAAUGACUAAACAUAGUCAGCCAGCAACCCUCACUCCUGCCCAAAACCGUAGUUCCAUCCUGCAGGCAGCUCAACCCACCUCCACUGGUGAUAAGACUCCUGUCUGUUCACAGUGCAAAAAGGUUAUCCGAGGCCGAUAUCUUUUGGCACUAGGACGUUACUACCACCCUGAAGAAUUUACUUGUUCCCAGUGUCAUAAAGUACUUGAGGAAGGAGGAUUUUUUGAAGAGAAAGGAUCUAUAUUUUGCCCACGCUGCUAUGAUGUCCGGUUUGCGCCCAACUGUGGCAAGUGUAAAAAGAAGAUUACAGGGGAGAUUAUGCAUGCUCUGAAGAUGACUUGGCAUGUUCAGUGUUUCACCUGUGCAUUUUGUAAGACCCCUAUUCGCAAUCGUGCCUUUUACAUGGAAGAAGGACAGCCGUAUUGUGAAAAAGAUUAUGAGAAGAUGUUUGGUACCAAGUGUCGUGGCUGUGAUUUUAAAAUUGACGCUGGUGACCGAUUCUUGGAAGCUCUAGGGUUCAGCUGGCAUGACACCUGCUUCGUCUGUGCGAUAUGUCAGACUAAUUUGGAAGGCAAGACAUUCUAUUCCAAGAAAGACAAACCUCUUUGCAAGACCCAUGCCUUCUCCAACGUGUGAUCAAUGGCCCACGUGCACAUUCACAGUCUCACAGACAUGCACACCUCAUACACACUACAGCUGCCUGCAUGCAGUAAGGAUACAAAGGAGCCACUAUAUAUAUACAUCAGCUUUGUCUCCAGCACUACAAGUGAAGAAAAUGCCGGAAAGAAAUAUAUAAUCGUGCAGUUACAUUUCAGCUUCCCACUAAAGUCUUACUGUUUUAUAAUGUUAGGUGCUAAUUGGCCAUCCAAUAUGUGAGACAUUAGCCAUGUGUUUUAUAUGUCUAAUCUGUUAUGUUUGGGAUUGCCAGUGGUCAAACACAGAAAAAAAGAUAUAGGGAAUCUUUAUAUAGCUGAAAAAAAAUGUUUAUUAGUCAUUAAAUAUGCCUUUGAAUCAAGAAAAAGUGCUUUUACCAGUGUUAGACUGCCACACCCUUCGGUGGGUCAAGGUCUACACAACCUAUGAGUCCUAAUGGUUUGGGCUCUGUGUGAGUCUUGACAUGCAAAUAUUCCUGUAAAGCUGUAGGAUGGGCGCCUCUAGGAAUCAUUUUCUCUUGUGUACUCCACUGGGGUGCGCUGAUAAAUUGGACACUUAAGUCACUUGGAAAAAUAUGCAUCCCUUAUGAGUUACACUGUAUUCCUUUCAUAAUUCAGUAUUUUGAAGAAAGAAGUUUAAGGCUCUUGAGCUUAGACAUAUUCUGUAAUGUAAAGCAUAAGAGGCAGGUAAUAGAGGCAAGAGGAAGGGAGCACAUGGCCAAUGGUAGAAAAGUUUACAAGAGAUAUGCAGUUAGUUUACAAAUGAUGGGCUAAGCAAUAUGAUGAUGAGGGGGACAUUGCAGAGGGAAAGUUUACAUGGGAUACCGUUUACAACACUUUACCUUAUUGUGUAUAGAAGUAUAAUGUGAUGUACAUUAUAUAGAGAUGAUUUCUGUUGCAGUUUUAGAACUUUAUGCAAAAUUGUAGCUAGAAUAACACAUUCGUUAAAUAUGAAUAGAAUGAGCAUUCUCUACAAAUCAUUAUAUAACAUUAAUAGAGACUUUGCAUAUCUCCUAACAGACUCUAUUAGUUCAGAUGCAUUGUGCACAGGAUUCAGCCGUAUUCUAAAAUGCAUUACUAGUGGGGGCGAAACAUUACAACUGCAAGUAUGACUUUUAUAGGACUUAUAAUAAUGUAGAUGUUCUUAAUGCCCCUAUUUUAGCUAUCCUAUAUGCUGAUUUGGAUAAUAAAGACCAGGCUGAAAUAAUCUAAUAUGGUGAAUCCUCAUGUGAGCGGUCAAGCCUCCAUAGGUUAUGAUAAGUGUUCUAAAUAUCAGAAUUGGCAGAUCGCUGAUCGUCAAAGAUUUCUUGCUUCAUACUGAUUUCAUGUACUUUUAGUUCAAGCUCUUUUUGGCAAAAAAUACAUAAAAUAGCAUAACUUUGCCCUUGUUUUAUUUAAAUAGACAAUAUUUGCUUUAAAUGUCUUAGAUUUGUAGAUUUUUCAUUCUAUUUUAUCUGGUGAAAAAAAAAGAACAACAAGAAAUAUCAUUCCAUAAAUGAUAGCAAAGUAGCGAAUACUUUUCCAGUGAUGACUGCUUAGCAGUAUACACUGCAGUCAUUGACUUGGCCUUCCAUAAUAUCAAUGGAGGCUUUCAUUAGACUGAUGCGCUGUAAAGAAUGUUGUUUCAUCUUCAAGGUCUCGCUGUUUGUCACUUUGAUUUAUUUGCAACACGCAUUAAUAAAUACUUCUCCGUUGAUGAGCUAUUACCUUA
Messenger RNA from Bufo gargarizans (Asiatic toad), 3302 nucleotides. It is a transcript of the gene PDLIM7, whose product is annotated as PDZ and LIM domain 7. Gene Ontology annotation, molecular function: muscle alpha-actinin binding; actin binding. NCBI's taxonomy places the organism in Eukaryota, Metazoa, Chordata, Amphibia, Anura, Bufonidae. The transcript is spliced from 14 exons. Gene Ontology annotation, biological process: muscle structure development; heart development; actin cytoskeleton organization. Gene Ontology annotation, cellular component: Z disc; filamentous actin; adherens junction. The record is from RefSeq and is a predicted model, not a curated record. The coding region runs from base 108 to 1574 and encodes 488 amino acids.